CUGCUUCACAUAACCUGGAGCGCAGAGGAAGUGCCGCGAUGCGUAGCCUAUUCCGGCUUCUGGGCCAUUAAAAUUGAAAUAAUUAUUUCAGCAUAAGCAAAUGUAGCACUUACCUUCUACAAUUUACCUGACAGGAGAGAUUAGCUGGAAUUGAAAUGCCGAUAUCAGCUGUGCUGAUACCGCUACUCUGCAUGUUUUUAUCUGCUUGGCAUGCCAAUGCUAGUGAGGACUGCCUGUGGUACGUGGACAAAAAUGGGACCUGGCACAAUGGCUUUGCCUGCUCACCCAUUACCUUCUGCUGUGGAAACUGCCACUAUCGUUACUGCUGUCUGGAUAGGAGCAAGAUCAUCACAGAAAGUGGACAGAAGCGCUGCAUGCUCUUUCAUCUUAGUCCCUCCACAAUAGCAGGUAUUGCCUCAUCCAUCCUACUCUUUGUGACUGCCAUUGCCACCAUAGUCUGUUGCUUUAUGUGCUCUUGUUGCUACCUGUAUCAGCGGCACAGACAGCAUGGCAGGACAUCUUAUGAUUCUCAGCAGAUUCCUAUGUCCAGCUACCCUGUCGGGCCCGUGUAUGAUGUCUAUGGAAAACCUACUGGAAAUUUUGAGUACUCUGGUUAUGCAGUGACACCUCAGUAUUCUGGUAUGCCUCAGCAAUGUCCCAGCUUCCCUCAGGUGCCAUACCCCACAUGUCUUCCUUCCAAUGCAAGGCCCAGUCAAGGAGCGCCUCCACCAUAUUCUGCUUCUUAGCCACAGAGCACAAGCCAUAUAGAGAUCCUCCAGGAAGGAGAGUAUAAAUAAAUUUGUUGCAUGUGUCCCUGCUCUUGAGAAAUCCUCAGAAUAAUGUACAACACUACAAACAUAUCUAUUGUAUUUAUAAUCUUUGGAUCGAAGCCUGAGUGGCCUGGAUUUGCCUGUUAUUUUUUGCCUGAAGUGUAGAGAUGCAGUUACUGACUGGUGAAACAGUUUCCUCUAAAACACUCAACUAAUUUUUAAUAUGUCAGGAAGUUUGCAAAAGAAUUAACAGCUCCUGGUUUUGGUUUCCAGCCUUGAUGUCUUAAUAAGUGUUACCUUAUGUGUAUUACUUAAAAAAUGUGUGCUUAUUUUUUAAUAAUAACGAGGUAUAAAUUGACAAGGUGUGCAGGCUUUUCCUGCAAUUACUGUCCAUAUUAAUUAACCUAAUCUACCCAUUUUGCUCUUGAAUUUUAAAUUGAACUUAGCAGGUUUGUAUUACUAUAUUAAACAUUCUUGCCAGAAUAUACUAUACAUUACAUAAAAUAUAAGAACUUAUAGUUCUAAGAACUUUUGGUUUUAAUGGUGUUCUCUUUAGAGUUUUACAGUAGUGUAUAUGUUGCUUCAAUUAGUUUUAGCUGCAGUAGUUAGGUACUAAGAUUAAACAUAUUGGUAAACAAUGUUUAUAAUGCUAAAUGAGAUGCAAAUUGGUGGUGGACUUGAUAUGGACUGAAAAGAAGUUGUUUUUGAAAACCAGGAACUUUUGUGAAAAUAUUUGUAAAAUGUGUUAAGCUAAACCAACCAUGCAUUUGCAGUACCUCUUGAAUUAAACUUCUGUGGUACAAUGUGGGUAAAAAAAAAAUCUAGCAGUGGCUGUGUAUUUUUUAAGUUUCUUUUACUUUAAAGCUAUUGUCAACAUGAUUACAAGAUAACCAGAGGUGCUUUGUUUGUCCUUUGUUGUCCAUUAAUUUUGUUGUUAACUGUACCAUAUAUUAUAGAUGGAUCAUGCAAAAAACAAUUAGAAUAAGGGUAUAGGGUGUCUCACAUUGUAUUGACAUUGCUAUCUCUUAGAAAAAGUAUACAACCUCACAACAGCCUGCUGAAAAAUGCUAAUAUGCUAGUGAAAAUUGAAUAAUGUACAUUGUGAGGGAAACCAGCACAGUAUGUAAUAUUUUAAUGAAAGAAGAAUAACUCCUGGAAUGAUACAUAGCUUUAUUUAGGUCAUAAAUUCAGAUGAGAGAGAUCUUAAAAAAAAAAAAAAAAAAAAAAAACCUAAAAUACUGAAAUGUAAGUAUAACAUAACUGAAAUUUUACAAUAAAAUAUUUGGUCUUUUACCUCUCCCUUUUAUCCUUAUUUGAUCAUUCUCAAUUAUAUUGCAUUUUUAUGUUACUAUAUUAUGUUGUAUAGCCUGCAAAAUAAUAAUGAUACAAACUGCAAAGGCAUGUUUGUAGAGUUGUCCAGCACAAUUUUAAGUAAAGUAUUAGUAUGUUUUAUGAAAGAGAAUAAUUUACAUCUUAACAUAAAAUAUAUGUUUCUUAGGAGUGUAAAUAUGAUGCUACACAAAAUCCGUUUGUCCAGUAUCAGCAUGGGACAAAAUAAACAUCCAAACAGAUGUUAUUUAUCAGUCAUAUAAAACACAUAAGCAAUGAAAAUAUUAUGACUACAUUAAGAUUAUACAUUAUGACUGCAAUUAAAAAAAAUGGAGCAGUUGCAGACAAGUUUCCUAGAAAGAACACACAUGAGCACACUGAACCCCUGAUUAGAAGGCAGGCAAAGAAAGCCCAACAAUUAAAGAUUCAGAAUGAUACACUUUACCUGAUUCACUGAAAAGAAAAGGAGUCACUCGUUACUGGGUUAAAUUUACUAUUAAUUUGCAUGAGCUCACAAAACUAGAAAAAAUAAGUAUGCAAUGCAAAGUGUGGAUAUGCAAAUCAAAAACAUGACUAUACAUAUUGGUUCAAGAAAACUGGUUUAUUUUAGGCUGUUCUGGGUGGGUUGCUAUCUAUCUAUCUAUGUCUGUCUGUCUUGUCUGUCUGUCUGUCUGUCUGUUUAUCUAUUCAUUCAAUAUAAAACGGAGUUACAAAAUUACUGCAAUGUACACAUGUAAUAUAUCCAAACGUUCGGCACAAUGAACUGUGUUAAGUGUAUUGUGGUGACAUGCAGAUCAAUGGCCACAAUAAGUAGAAUCACUACACUUUUGCAACUUGGACAUGUGACAUAUCUAACCGCUCAGCACAAUGAGGAGAGCUUUGUGACAGAAUUUUAAUGACAUCACAUGACAUCACGCAUGCACAAUUAACUGGAAUUACAAAAAUUUCCACAUAUGCCAUAUCAAAACACUCAGCACCAGAGGCAGCCGGGCAAUAGGGGGAGCUGGGGCACUGCCCCCUUAAAGGCAACUUUCCAUUGUGUGUGUGUGUGUGUGUGUGUGUGUGUGUGUGUGUGUGUUUAAUGAUUACCUUCGUUACUUCAUUACUGAUUUACUUAUAAUAAACCCACAUUGAACUCAGUUUCACUAAUUCACACUGAUAGUACGUUUAUUGCAUGCUUUAACAGUUGACUUUAACAGUAACAUUUUCAAUAUUUUAUCUUAGCAGUAAUGUUACAUAAUCACCUGAUAAAUGGCUAUUUACAGUCCUGCAUUAUUAACAGUUUGAUUUUAAGUUUGUUUGCACCACCCCACCCCACCCCACCCAUUUUCCUCGGGGUUGUGUGCUCAGCCCAUUGCUGUUCACUCUGCUGACUCACGACUGCAGCAAUGCACAACUCAAACCAUAUCACCAAGUUCACCGAUGACCUUGAUGGGUCUCAUCAACAAAGAUGAGUCAGCAUACAGAGAGGAGGUGCAACAGCUAGCAACCUGGUGUAGAGCCAAAAACCUGUCUCUGAACAUUGACAAAACUAAAGAGGUGGUUGUUGACUUUAGGAGAACACAGAGUGGCCAUUCUCCACUGUACAUUGACCGAUCCUCUGUGGAGAUUGUCAAGAUCACCAAAUUCCUUGGUAGACAUCUGAUGGAGAACUUCACCUGGUCACUCAACGCCAGCUCUAUCAGUAAGAAAGCCCAACAGCGUCUCAACUUCCUACGAAGGUUAGGGAAGCCCAUCUCCCUCCCCGCAUCCUGAGCAGCUGCAUCAAUGCCUGCUUUGGGAAUUUCUCAAUUUCUUAUCUCAGAUCGCAAGGCCCUGCAGCGAAUAGUGAUGACAGCUGAAGUGAGAAGAUCAUUGGAGUCUCUCUCCCCUCUUUCCUGGACAUUUACACCAUACGCUGUAUCUGCAAAGCCAAAAGCAUUGUGGAUAAUCCCUCACACACCCUCUUCAUCUUCCUGCUAUCUAGAAAGAAGUGGCGAAGCAUUUGGACACUCACAACCAGACUGUAUAAGAGUUUCCUUGUUAACAGUUCUCCUAUUUUGCACAUUGCCCUGUAUAACAUGCAUAUGUACAGUAUGUAUACUGGUCAGUGUUAUUUUGUGUAUUUGUCCUGUACUUUUUUGAUUUGUAUUGAUUGUUGUCAUUUUGUCUUGAACUGUUUGCAGUAGGUUGCACUUUAUGUGGCUAGUACAACUUACUUUCAGUCCUUAGCUCUGUGUUGUUAUGUAGCUCUAUGUUUUAUGUAGCACCAGGGUCCUGGAGAAACGUUGAUUCAUUUCAUUGUGUACUGCGUCAGCUAUAUAUGCUUAAAAUGACAAUAAAAGUUAAUUCACUUGACUUGACUAAUAAAGAAAUAAAUAUAGAUGAAUUAAAAAAAAAAUUUAAAAGAAAUAAAAAGAAAUCCCUGUCAACUCACAUACAAGUGUUUCUGUAAUAGAUAAAUAAAUGACCAGACCAUCACCCCCACUAUACCAAACAUGAUAUUAGCACUCAGCCAUUCCGAGAAAGUUAUGUUAGUCUUAGACAGCUGGAAAAAAGGGGGCCCCAUAUUUCCCCAAAUGCAUUAGGAGAACCCAUUAAUGAAAGUCUAAUCUUCUCCACUUUGACAAAAAAUAGUAUAUGUCUAAUCUUUUGAGAAAGAGAGGGAGGUUUUGUUGUUUUCCAAUUGAUCAAUAUUAUUCUUCUAGCAAGUAGAAUAGCAAAGGCCAGGGCUUCCUUUUUGAUCAUAGAAAGGGAAGACGAAGGGGAAAAGACCACAAACAAUGCAAUAAGAAAGUUUAGUUCUAUUUUUCCCCCAGUCAAUUCUGACAAGGUGUCAAAGACUCCCAUCCAAAAGCCAAAGCAUGUGUAAGAGAUCUGCAAGAGUUCUGUAAGUGCUCCAAAACCUCUGACCAAUCUUCUGAUAUUUCCUGCCCCAGAUCCCUCCUCCCAUUGGGCCUUCAUGGAAUUUAGGGGAUCUAAAUACUAAAGUACUACUGAGUUAUUUUGAGUUGCUGCAAUGAAAUUUCAGCAAAAUGGACUAGCCUUCUGCAUCAUUUUUUCACUUUGAUUUUCAGCCCUCUGUAGGUUCAUAAUUUUUAUUUUCAUCAAACGAUGUGGCAUCCUUUCAUUCCUAACACAUUACCCAAUCCAUAUCAGUAUUUUAUUUGAGCAGUAUAUUUAUAUGUGGAUUGGGUAGUUGCAUAUAUUCAAUCUAGCUGAGAUAUUUGUUCUGUUCUCUAGAAGGAAUGUUGACAUGUUGAUGAAAUUCUUGUAGAACUGAACACAGUUUACACUGAUUAAAGUCCCCAGCUAUAAUAAA
Hemibagrus wyckioides is the source of this 5400-nucleotide messenger RNA. It is a transcript of the gene shisa4, whose product is annotated as shisa family member 4. The record is from RefSeq and is a predicted model, not a curated record. Lineage: Eukaryota; Metazoa; Chordata; Actinopteri; Siluriformes; Bagridae. Bases 156 to 746 code for a protein of 196 amino acids. The transcript has 5 exons.